AUGUCUUACCUGCUACCACAUCUCGAGACAGCAGAAGCUGUCAAUAAUGCUUUGCAGACCGAAGAGGAGCGCGUGGUCGUCAUUCGCUGGGGUACAGACUCCGACCCGACUUGCAUGAUCAUGGAUGAGACGCUGUACAAAGUGGCAGAGUUGGUAAAGAACUUUGCAGUGAUCUACCUUGUCGACAUCUCACAGGUGACAGCUUUUAACGAGGACUACCAACUGACAGAUCCAUGCACCGUCAUGUUUUUCCACAGGGACAAGCACAUCAUGGUCGACAUGGGAACUGGAAACAACAACAAGAUAACCUUCCCCAUGACGAAUACACAAGACCUGAUUGACAUAAUUGAGGUCGUCUAUCGUGGUGCAAGAAAAGGCAGGGGCCUCGUAGACGCUCCACGCGACUACAGCACAAAGCUGCAGUAUUAG
Messenger RNA from Chondrus crispus (carragheen), 429 nucleotides. RefSeq names its product Thioredoxin-like protein 4A. The record is from RefSeq and is a predicted model, not a curated record. Lineage: Eukaryota; Rhodophyta; Florideophyceae; Gigartinales; Gigartinaceae. Bases 1 to 429 code for a protein of 142 amino acids. Gene Ontology annotation, biological process: mRNA splicing, via spliceosome. Gene Ontology annotation, cellular component: U4/U6 x U5 tri-snRNP complex; U5 snRNP; spliceosomal complex. The transcript has a single exon.